AUGAAGACUGCUACUAUCGUCUCCGUCGCCCUGUGCGCCGCCCUCGGCUCCGCUCAGUCGCUGGAUGGCAUCAGUGCCUGUGCUCGCACUUGUGUCGACAGCAUGAUGGGCAAGGCUUCCCAGCUCGGCUGCGGUGCCAGUGAUGUUGCCUGUCUCUGCGGCAAGGCCGACUUCACCUACGGUCUCCGCGACUGCACCAACCAGGCCUGUGGUGGCCAGGAUCUCGACAAGGUCACUGCCUACGGACAGGCCUUCUGCGCCAAUGCUGGCAACGGUGGCGCCUCUUCGGGUUCGCCAUCUCAGACUGGUUCCGCCACCGGUACUCCGGCAAGCUCCGGUAGCCCCUCGUCCCCGGCGAGCAGCGGUGGAAGCGUGUCCGGCUCCCCAACCCCCACCCCGUCCAGCGGUGGCAGCGCGUCCGGCUCCCAGACCGCUUCCCCAACUGGCUCCCCCUCCGGAUCGCACUCCGGGUCGCACUCCGCUUCCCAGACCGGUGCUCACUCCUCUUCCGAUGGCCAUGCUGGCCACGGUUCCCAGAGUGCCUCCGCCACUGGCUCUGCUACUGGAUCUGCCACUGGCUCCCCCGCUGGUGGAAGCAGCCCAAGCCCCUCCGCCGGUGCUGCUGGCCGCCUUGCUCCCGGCGCUGCUGGUGCUUUGGGACUCUUGGCCUUGUUCGCUAUGUAA
Messenger RNA from Ophidiomyces ophidiicola, 684 nucleotides. RefSeq lists its product as uncharacterized. The transcript has 4 exons. NCBI's taxonomy places the organism in Eukaryota, Fungi, Ascomycota, Eurotiomycetes, Onygenales, Onygenaceae. The record is from RefSeq and is a predicted model, not a curated record. Bases 1 to 684 code for a protein of 227 amino acids.